AUGGUCGUCCCUCUGCUGGCGGAGGGCUUUGGAAGAGGUAUCAGCAAUAUCCCGCACCUUUUCACGAUCGCGAAAUCCACCGCGAUCAUUGGCGUGGUAUACGUACUCAAGACCUAUUUCGGUGGAGCAAAAUGUCUCUCCGAGCGGAACAUGCAUGGGAAGGUGGUAGUAAUUACGGGAGGAGCUUCAGGCAUCGGCGCACAAACCACGAAAGAGCUGGCCAGUCGAGGAGCACAGAUCAUCUUACUCACCCACCACGAACCAUCCGACCCGUUCCUGGUAGACUACAUCGAUGACCUAAGAACUCAGUGUAACAACGAGCUGAUAUACGCCGAGCAAGUCGACCUAUCUUCUUUACAUUCGAUCCGUAUGUUUGCCACGAAAUGGGUAGACAAUGCUCCUCCACGAAGAUUAGACACCAUCGUCUUGUGCGCGAACGUGAUGACACCUAAAUGGGGCAAGAGCAGGACUACCGUAGAUGGUGUCGAAGAAGAAUGGAUGGUCAAUUACCUUUCCACCUACCAUUUGUUGAGCAUCCUUUCGCCUGCUAUUCGAGCACAGCCACCAGAUCGAGACGUGCGAAUUCUAUUCAGCACAUGCAGUAGCUACAUUGGAGGCACUCUUGAUCUGAGCAACACAGAGACAAAAGCCAAAUCAGGAAGUUGGGCUCAUUCAAGAACAAAGUUGGCUGUCAUGAACUUUGCCCACGCUUUUCAAAAGCAUCUCGAUGCAUAUGAGCGACCUGAUAAGCAGCCAGGUAAUGCUCGAGCUCUUGUGGUUGAUCCUGGCUACUCUCGUACUCCUGGAAUGCGAAGGUGGCUGACCGGUGGCUCAUUGAUUGGACUCUUGCUCUACCUGCUAACGUGGCCUAUAUGGUGGCUCAUUCUCAAGUCACCUGUUCAAGGCGCUCAAAGCUUUCUCUUCGCAGUCAUGGACCCUCAAUAUGGUCAGGGCCUAGGUGGAAAAUACAUCAAGGAAUGCCGUGAAAUCGAACCAUUGAGACCGGAGGUCAGAGAUGAGGUAAUAGCUGGAACGCUGUGGGAAUUUUCCGAAAAGCAGAUCGAGCGACUUGAGAAACAGGGUGCCGUUCAACGUGCGUUGGAGAAGAAGGAGAAAGAGAACGCAGCCAAGCAGGGUGUUAAGACGACCGAUGCAGGCAGCAAUGGAACAGCCAAUGGGAAUACAGGUGAUGCAAGCCACAAACAGCAGACAGCAGGUUCGAGGAGGAACAAGAAGCAGAAGAGCUGA
Messenger RNA from Lithohypha guttulata, 1248 nucleotides. RefSeq lists its product as uncharacterized. The record is from RefSeq and is a predicted model, not a curated record. Lineage: Eukaryota; Fungi; Ascomycota; Eurotiomycetes; Chaetothyriales; Trichomeriaceae. The transcript has 2 exons. The coding region runs from base 1 to 1248 and encodes 415 amino acids.